This is a messenger RNA of Branchiostoma floridae (Florida lancelet), 1845 nucleotides long. Its product is annotated as fibropellin-1-like. Gene Ontology annotation, molecular function: calcium ion binding. Gene Ontology annotation, cellular component: protein-containing complex; plasma membrane. Lineage: Eukaryota; Metazoa; Chordata; Leptocardii; Amphioxiformes; Branchiostomatidae. Gene Ontology annotation, biological process: establishment or maintenance of epithelial cell apical/basal polarity; heterophilic cell-cell adhesion. The record is from RefSeq and is a predicted model, not a curated record. The transcript has 6 exons. Bases 1 to 687 code for a protein of 228 amino acids.
AUGGUGGACCUGAAAGACGAGCAGCAGCAGCAGUUCCUGGCCAACACCAUCGCGGCCACCACUGGUGUGUCCAACUGGCUGGCCAUGAAAACCGCACCGUUACCCAUUCUGUACAGUGAUGGGUCUCCUGUUAUGGUGCCCCUACAGUGGUCAGCAGGCGAGCCUUCCUCCCCGCUGGACAUGUGUGUUCUCCUGGACAGCUCAGACAGCUACAAGGCGACGACAGCUUUCUGCACGGAACAGCACAACUAUGUCUGCCAGGAUGAACUCAAACCGUGUGAGCCAAACGUGUGUCAGAACGGCGGAAACUGCACCUCCUGUUUCGGCGGCUCCACCACCUUCUGUGACUGUCUGGAGGGGUUCGAAGGAAAACUCUGUGAAAUCAACACAGACGAGUGCCUGUCCAGCCCCUGUCAGCACGGCGGAACCUGCCAGGAUCAGGUCAACUCUUACAGAUGCCGAUGUCCAACCGGGUACAGUGGAGACAACUGUGAAACUGAAAUAGACUGGUGUGCCAUGGUGACCUGUCCGUUCGACUGGACCUGUCAGAAUCUCAUCACCCACUUCAGCUGCCUGGCACCAAUUGUCCGCAUGUUGGAGCCAUACAAGUGCAGCAGCGCCUCCUGCCCUGGUGACAUGUACUGCAGGGAGGACAGUGAAGCCUCCUUCUCGUGUUGGGCCAACUAACCAGCCGGAUUCAGACUGGAUCUGUGUUCAGUGAAACUUCGACGCCCACAUAAAAUUAGCCUAAAAUGUUGUACUGCAAUCAAAAUAUUCUUAGUGUGUAUAGCAGAUCUAAGAAUUUUUCCAGUGAAUAUAAAUUUUAGACGUUUCAUUAGCAUACAACAUGUAUUGAUAAAACAUAUAGAGGGAGUUUCCCCUAUAAAAGCCCCAACAAAUUUGGCUAGUGUAAACUAUCUGGCCUCAGACUCUCUCAUUUGCAGUCAUACCAAUUUGCAUUGAUGCAUUCUCUCUCUCUCUCUCAUGAAAGACAAAACAGCACAGAUCUUUUGCCAUAAGAUUUAUUCUGUAUCAACAACAAAAAUGUGCAGAUAUAUGACAACAGCCCGGCUGUGAUUCCCCUAAAUGCUACUCUACUAAAUCAUAACAUAAAACAUAACAUAUGCACUUAUAUCAGUGGUAAAGCUUCCUUAAGCAAUAAUUAAUGCAAACAUUUGGUAAUUCUUAUAACAGCCUUAGCAUGUAGCCUGGUGUGUAUCCUAGCUGCAUAUGCUUUGGUUUGCUCCAUCCAAUCCAUAGACCGUUUUCAAUCACUAAACUCCUUAUCAAUGACUGCUUUGUAAUCUACAAGCAGAUCCACGGUGGCGUAAUUAGUAUCAAACCCUCCGGUGCCCAUUUGACUCCCUUUGGACGGCUAUACUCCUAGGCCAGCUUUGAUACUAUCUUCUGGCACCGUAGGAUCUGCUUGGAGAUUAACUGCUUUGUUGGUUUCCUUGAUACCCUAAAUUGCACACAGGUUUCAGUGUUGAAUCAGCUGAGGUUAUGACUUCCAGUAUUCUUCUGUGACCUUGACACACUCAAUAAAUCAAGGUUAUUUGCGAUGGCAAGAUAGUCUUUCCAUGUCCCAAAAUGCAAAUAACUGCGUCUGCUUCAUUGUUGGUGUCCCUUUAGAUAUGAGGCCAUGAAAACGGUCUAUUAGAAAGAACACAAGCUGAACAAAGAUGACUCUCAGAUUGGCAGCAUUCCUACGUAGUUUGAAACAGUACAAGCACUCUAAAAUUCCUAUAUCCAACAUUUCCUUAUGGAAAACUCUCUUCAGCUCCAUUCAAAAGCAUCUUCAUCUCAUAAUAAAACCAUUUAUGGCAAAGCAGCUCCAAGACUUAA